CAGACGGGGCGGGACUGAUAGGACAUUGCUAAGCGACAAGGAUGCGCGCCGGGUGUGUCCGGUGAAGAGCCGGAGCAGGCAGAAGCGUGAGGCAGUUGUGGGAUGGACCGCAGCCUUCCAGUUUUCUCCAUCCAAGACAGUUCCUUUGGAGAUGCUCCCUUGGGUCAAAGUCACUCCUUGCCAUCCCAAAGCCACACUUGGUGCCCGAAGACACUGAGCCCAUCCAGAUCCCAGAGAUCCAAGCUCCCACAAGUUCCCAAGGCUCAAGCCACAGGUCUCAACUCCCCUGAGCUGCUUGAGGAGUCCUGGUCAUCCAGUUCAGGGGCCCUUUCCCCACCCAGUACUACUGAGGUGCAGAUGGGGGCCUCCUCACCACUCACCCUGGUUAGCAGUGGGGACUCUGUGGUGGCCAAGUAUAUAAACAGGUUCCGCCAGGCUCAACCUACAAGCCGAGAGGAUCGUCAACCUGCAGGACCAACCCCAGCUGACUUUUGGUGGCUGCGGCCUGAUUCUACAGACCCCAGCGGUCAACUUGCAGCAGGAGCCAACAAACCAGAAGGAAGACCCAGUACAACAGUCCCAACGCCUGUCAAGGUGGCCCCUCUUCAGGAAAUAAAGCAGAGCCUCCACACAUGGAACUCCUCCCUCCUGGACCUGGAGACUCUGAGCCUACAAAGCAGAGCUGGCAGGCUGCUCAAACGCAGCAAGGCCUCCAUCUCCUCCUCCUCCACCCUCAGCCCCAGUGAUGCCAGUAGCUCCUCAUUCCCCAUCAACUCUGAUGGCCUCUCUCCCUUCUCCACAACCUUCACCUCUGACUCCAGCAAAGACCCUGGCCCCAGGGCACCUGAAAACCCAACAGAGCCACCUGCCCAGGCCCCGACCCCUGCUCCAGCCCCGGCCUCCCGGGCACCACUCCGGCCAGAGGAUGACAUUCUGUACCAGUGGCGGCAGCGGCGGAAGCUUGAACAGGCUCAAAGAGGAGAGGGUGAUGGACCCUGGGUGCCAUCCCGAACCUCUGCCCUCACCACUCAGACCUUCCCUGCCACUGCAGAGACCUUUGGUUCCCUGGGGACCCGGCCUAACUGCACCCCACUGUGGAGCAGAAUGUCCCAUCCUGGUUCCCUGGAACCUUUCUAUGUGGAGAGGCCUCCUGUUCCCCCAGGGUCCUCUCCACCCAUUUUCUGGGCCCCCAGCCCCCAUGGGUUCUUCUGGGCCCCACAGUCCAGCCUUUGGGGUCCCUGGGUAUCUCCUGGGGCUGUUCUUCCCACACAAGCAGCUCCCACCCCAGCUCCCCCAGCUCCCCCAGCUCCCACCCCAGCACCACCAGCCUCCACCCAAGUUCCCUUAGCCUCCACCCUGGCUCCUCUGGCCUCUACUGCAGCACCCCCAGCUUCUACCCAGGCUCCCUUGGCCUCCACCCCGGCACUCCCUCCUGUUCUUCAGGGCCCUUCCAUCCCUGAGCCAGACAGCUCUGCUCAGCCUGAGAGGGUGGGUCAUAAGCCUCGGAGGGGCAGGGCCCCACGCAGGGAGGCUGCCAGGCAAGUCACAGCAGCUAGCGAGGAGCCUGACUCCCAGCUCAGGGGUGCUCUAGGCCAGGUAGUGACAGCCCGGCUGUUCCCUGACAGCCUGGAGGACACACCCCCUCACCUUGAAAGCCUUUCUCCACCCAUGGCUGAAUUUCCAAAAGUCAAGGCCAAGCACCCCCAAACCAAGGUUAAGUCCCCUCAUACAGAGGUCACGGCCCCUCUAUCUGAAUCACAGUGUCUGUCUAAGGCAGAGGCUCGGAAAGCCAAGGCUACACCCCGCCAGAGACCCCAAACAGGAUCAGUGCCUGGGAAGGGCAAAACUCCCUCUUCUGAAGCUGGGUAUCCACAGCCCAAGGGCUCACCCCCUGUUGCUGAGGAGCUGUCCACUCUAGUCAAGGCCCCACCACCUACGUUAGAGGUGGGGUCGCUGCAGGCUGUGGCCACGCCCUCCCCCACUGCUCACCACACCCCCUCGGAGGACUUACUCUCUCAGGCCGCCCGACUUCUGGAGGCUGCUGAAGACUCUGAUGGCAGCGAGUUCCAGGACGACCCUGUGCUGCAGGUGCUAAGAGCCCAGAGAGCAGAGCUGCGUCAGCAAAAGAGGAACGUGGAUGCACGAUUAUCCCUUCUGUUGGACCAUGUGGAAGACCCAGGACCUUGGUUCCCUUCAGCCAGGUCACCCUCCAGGUCCCCAAGGAGGAGGCUGCGGAGGGAAGGAGGCUCUCUUGAAGCCAGGAGACUUUGAAUUGUGUAAAUUCUAUUUUUUCUAUUUUUCAGUUUACUAGUUAUCUCUGAGAAAGAUUCUGGAAAAGCCAAGGGUUAUAUAUUUAAGGAAAUGUGCCCACCUCACCAUGUGACUCUGCCACACACCCCUGAAGCAAAAUCUGUUCAAGGGGCCAGCAGGUGGUGUGGUUAAGAGCUCUGAACUCCCACAUGGAUGACCAUGGUUUAAAGUGCGGGACCUGGUGA
Molecule: messenger RNA, 2495 nt
Organism: Tupaia belangeri chinensis (Chinese tree shrew)
Lineage: Eukaryota; Metazoa; Chordata; Mammalia; Scandentia; Tupaiidae
Gene: PROSER3
Product: proline and serine rich 3
Exons: 11
Coding region: 103-2271 (722 amino acids)
Source: RefSeq, a predicted model, not a curated record